Messenger RNA from Ostrea edulis (European flat oyster), 2150 nucleotides. RefSeq names its product beta-1,3-galactosyltransferase 1-like. Bases 720 to 1685 code for a protein of 321 amino acids. Gene Ontology annotation, cellular component: membrane. Gene Ontology annotation, molecular function: hexosyltransferase activity. The record is from RefSeq and is a predicted model, not a curated record. The transcript is spliced from 2 exons. NCBI's taxonomy places the organism in Eukaryota, Metazoa, Mollusca, Bivalvia, Ostreida, Ostreidae.
UUGAUUUAAUUGUAGAUCACGGGUUCGAGUUCAGCAGUUGUUUUUUUUAACUAUUUCAGAUUUUUUUCCCACUAAUACUGCAUUUUUGACUUAAUAGUUUCCAUUUUUACGGUGUGAUAUCUUGCAUCCCGACUUUAUGCCUUUAAUCCCCCGAUUUCAUUUAACUUGGGAAAUGUAACGUGUUCGAUGAAAGCAGUGCACUGUGACGUCAUAUUAGCUGCGAUUUUCUUUAAAAACUAAUCAACAAAACGUACAAAAAUAUGAGAAAGUUUGUAAAAACGUUUGUGGUACUUUCUUAUUUGUUUUAUCUACUGGGUUGUCCUUGAAGUAUACCGCAGCGGUGACAUUUUUCCAGAAGCAUUUACGGGUAAUACUCAUCUUUUUUUUUUUUUUUUUUGGAAGAACCACGUGACUCGAAUAAUUGGAGCGAGCUCGUCGUUCCACGUUUUGUGUCGCAAGUGACCUAUUUUGUCAUAAUGAACAAGAAUUAAUAGCAAUAAGCUCAUUCUCGAAAGAUUGAAACAUUUGGAAUCCGGUUUGAGUUGAUUUGAAAUCCAUAUUAAUUGGAAUUGGAUUAAUUGAAUAAUGAUAUGGUUUCUUAAAACGGCAGAUGAAGGUCGCAAACGGGUUAACUAGCGGGCCGUGCAAUAGAUGGUGUGGGGAAUUAGAAGUGCGCUGUGAAUGACAUCGAGUGACGCUGGACACGGGGAUUUCGGACGAUGAAAUUGGGCCGAUUUGCUCUGACGGUGGUUGCAUCUUUGAGCUUUACUCUGAAUAUACUAUUUUAUUUAAGCGGUGCUGCAAAAAAUCUUGCCCAGUCCCAAGAAAGACAGUGGGUAUUAAAUAACACCAGUACCCAGUCUUACCAAACUGGGUUUAAACUUGACAUAACGUCUGGAUUUCCCAUCAACCACCCCGAGGCGUGCCGAGGAGAUGUCGAUCUCAUAGUGGUUGUUUGUUCCAGUCUUCACAAUUUCAAAGUGCGAGAAUUCGUUCGGAAUUCAUGGGGAAGGUAUUCGAAAAACGAGUUUUAUAAAACUCGGCUUGUGUUUCUAGUAGGCACAGGAGACAGAGCCGAUAUGGAGAAAGUCCAACGGGAAAACGGUCUUCACAAGGACAUUAUCCUCGGGGGCUUUGUGGAUACCUACAGGAAUCUUACGAUUAAAUCUGUAUUCAUGCUAAAAUGGAUUAGCAGCUAUUGUGCAAAUGCGAAAUAUGGAUUAAAAGCUGAUGAUGAUGUGUUCGUUAACAUUCCUAACUUGAUUUCAGCCAUGAAUAUUAAACGACAAAAGCUGGACAAGUUCAUUAUUGGUAGUAAGCAGAUUGGUGCUAAGCCCAUUCAAGACAAAAAUUCCAAAUGGUAUACCCCGAAACAUGACUUUGGAGAGAAAGUUUACCCGCCAUAUGUGUCUGGCCCAGCGUAUGCCUUCACAGUAUCAGCUGCAAAAACUCUGCACAGUGUCACAAGCAUGGAAGAACCUUUUUGGUUAGAAGAUAUUUACAUCACGGGUCUCUGUGCUCGUGCCGCCGGAAUCCCAAGAUUUGAACACAGUGGGUUCACCUACCAGAAAAGAGACCCAACGGGGUGCGCGUAUCAACGAAAAAUUUCUGGACAUUAUGUCACAGGAGACGAGAUGCUGAAAAUAUUUCGAGAACUCGUAGAUAGGGACCUUACAUGUAAAUAAGUUGAAUGCUCGAAGUUUACGGUUAUAAAAAUUACAUUCCUCCUCACAUUCUAUAUAUACACAUCAUCAUAGUUCAACGUUCCUUGUGAUAUUUUUAACACAUUCUGUUCAUUACGAUCCAGAAAAACCGUGGUUAUAAGCCAACAUCUUGUUUAUCUGAAUUUAAUAUUGGUGGGAAAAUAGAGGCCAUCAAGGCAUGCUGACCCCACAACAGUUUCUUAUCUCUUGUAGGAAUUUUUUGUCAAGAAGAUUUGAACUAGAAAUGGCUCCGGGUUGAUUUGGUGCUACAUCAAUACCAGAGUAGUAAUUACUCCGAUAAGAAGUCGACCCAUUAUCUUCUCUAUAUCAAUCCUCCGUUAUUUCUGGAAGAUGUAUAUUCUAGUUUACAAUUAGAUCUACACAAAGGCUGUGAUAUAAAGUUAUUUCUUCUGUUAAAAUUAUUAAAUAAAUUAUUUCAUCAAAUUA